This is a messenger RNA of Harmonia axyridis, 5244 nucleotides long. RefSeq lists its product as uncharacterized. The record is from RefSeq and is a predicted model, not a curated record. Gene Ontology annotation, biological process: proteolysis; DNA integration. NCBI's taxonomy places the organism in Eukaryota, Metazoa, Arthropoda, Insecta, Coleoptera, Coccinellidae. Gene Ontology annotation, molecular function: zinc ion binding; nucleic acid binding; aspartic-type endopeptidase activity. Bases 1 to 5244 code for a protein of 1747 amino acids. The transcript has a single exon.
AUGGAGAAGGUGAAGAAGAUGCUUGAGGCUCAGAGAGUAUCAUUUACUCGAAUUUAUGAUGCGGUGAUCACACUGCUUGGUGAGAAGAAUAUUAAUUUAAUUGAAAUUCGAGGAAAUGUUCGAAUAUUGGACCAGAAAAUUGAGUUGAUUGCUGAUUUGGGCAGACAAUUGCUGGAUCAUAUCCUAGAGUCAGAAAGCAGCGAAGAAAGUGCUUUGCUAUCCGAAAUUGAAGCAGCAGAUAAUUUUUUGAAAAAAUAUCAUGAACUCAAGUUGAUUAUUGAGAGUCAUUCACCGAAUCAUUCCGAUGAAACAAGUAACGUAUGUUCCACCCACACGAAGCGUAAACUGAAGCUACCUACUAUAGAAUUCAAGAAAUUUGGAGGUGAAAUCAGAGACUGGCUUCCAUUCUGGAGUCAGUUUAAGCGAAUUCACAAUGAUGAAGAUCUUCCCGUUGAAGACAAGUUUCAAUAUCUUUUACAAGCUAUGAUUCCGAACUCUCGUGCUCGUCAAUUGGUUGAGAGUUAUCCACCUAGCGGAGACAAUUAUCCCAAAGUUAUUGAAAGCCUUGAGAGUCGAUUUGGCCGAAAAGAUCUUGUUGUUGAAGUUUAUGUUCGAGAGCUGUUGAAAUUGGUCCUGACUAGUAUUGGGAAUAGAAAUAAGCUUAGUUUUCUCUAUGAUAUGCUAGAAUCCCAGUUGCGAUCAUUGGAAACUCUAGAUGUGACAUCAGAUACAUGCGCAGCAAUGUUGUACCCACUGGUGGAAUCUUGCCUCCCCGAAGAUUUGAUAAGGGUAUGGCAAAGGAGUAGUCAUUAUGAUGUUGAAUCCACUUUGAAAAUACGUUUGGAUAACCUGAUGAUCUUUCUUAGAAAGGAAGUUGAAAAUGAAGAACGCAUUACUUUGGCGGUUGCUGGUUUCGACAUGCAAUCUAAAACAAAAAAGAUUGUGGAUUGUCCUCCUGUAAAAAAUGCUCUUCCAACAGCAUCUGGACUGAUGAAUAAUAAAUUCCAGAAGAAAUGCCACUUUUGCAACGGAAGUCAUUGCAGUGGAGAUUGUUCAGAUGCCAGAAAUUGGACACUAGCUGAUCGUAAGAAGAAAUUGAUUAAACGGGGGUGCUGCUUUCUAUGUCUUAAAUAUGGUCACAUUGCAAGAAAAUGCAGAGUAAAUUCGGUGUGUUCAAUCUGUAAUGGAAGACAUGUUGAUAUCAUGUGUACAAAGACUGAUGAAACAACUACGAAAUUUGUACCUGCUCCAAAACAGUCAAAUGUAGAGAAUUCCUUUUCGAAUAAUACAUAUGCAGAGGUGUUUCUACAAACUCUGAGAGUGAGGCUUAAUGGAUUGAAUAAAUCACGAAUGGCACGAGUAAUCAUUGACACCGGUUCUCAAAGAUCAUACAUAAAACAAUCCGUUGCUUCUGAGAUGUUAUAUGAAUCUAUUCGACGAGAAGAAAUGGUGCAUGCCCUCUUUGGUGGCACGAAUACUGACGUUUGCAACCAUCAUUGUUAUCGAAUACGAUUGAGUAGUAUCCACGACGACUAUGCGUGUAACUUCGAAGCUCUAGACCAAACAGUCAUCUGUAAUAAUGUUACUUCUGUAAGGCAAGGACCUUGGAUGGAUGAACUAAGUUCAUUGGGAAUAGAAAUUUCAGAUAAAAAAGAUGGUCCCGUUGAUAUUUUAAUUGGAGCUGAUAUUGCUGGAAAGUUACUCACUGGAAAACGUCAUGAACUUAAAUGUGGACUUGUGGCAUUGCAUACGCUAUUGGGAUGGACAAUCACGGGCAAAGUUACUUCGAAUGAGCAAUCUAUAAAUUCUUCAAUGCUGGUUGUUACUUCUAUGUUGAGUAGAGACUUGGGCCCUACCGACUUAUGGAGACUUGAUGUCCUUGGAAUCACCGAACCAUUACAACAGAAAUCAGAAAAAGACACGGAGAAAGCUGUAAUGGAACAUUUCUUGGAAACUGUUCUGAGAAAGGAAGAUGGAAGAUAUGAGGUGCACAUGCCGUGGAUUGAAGGCCAUCCUCCAUUACCCAACAAUUUUUCAAUAGCACAGAGACGACUCGAAAAUUUGAUGAAAAAGUUGAACAAUGAUGGAUAUCUCCAGGAAUAUUCUCAAGUUUUCAAAGAAUGGUUGGACGAAGGAAUUAUUGAAGAAGUUCCAGUAUCAGAUCUCCAAUACCAGGGACACUACCUACCUCAUCGUCAUGUAGUCAGGGAAAGCAGUACUACAACAAAAAUCAGGCCUGUUUUCGAUGCUUCUGCCAAAGAAAAAUCUCAACCAUCAUUAAAUCAGUGCUUGGAAAAAGGUAUCAACCUAAUAGAACUCAUUCCUUCAAUUCUGAUCAAAUUUCGAUUAGGCAAGAUUGGAGUAAUUGCUGACAUAAAGAAAGCAUUCCUUCAAAUCAGUUUGACAUCUACUGACAGAGACUUUUUGCGAUUUCUCUGGUACAAUGAAAAUGGAGAAUUGAAAACUUACCGUCAUACUAGAGUUGUUUUUGGUGUAACGUGCAGCCCUUUCUUGCUGGGAGCCGUUAUUGAGUAUCAUUUAAAAAUAUGUUUUGAAACAAAGAAAAAUUCUUCCAUAAAAUCGAUCAUUCCGAAACUAUUGAAGAGUUUUUAUGUAGACAACUGUGUUUCCAGUGUAGACAGCAAAGAGGAACUUCAAAUGUUCAUUGACGAAUCUUCAAUGAUAUUUGCUGAUGCUAAAUUUGAAUUACGAGGAUGGGAGCACACAGUUAUCGAUAACUCUGAAGUGGCAUCUGUUUUAUCACCAGUUUUAGGCUUGAAUUGGAAUCGAAAUUUGGAUACCCUAGAAUUGAAUUCUGAAUGGUACCGAGAUAUCAACAUUGAAUUGAUAACCAAAAGAAUAAUUUUAUCAACCGCUCAAAGGAUCUUUGAUCCAAUAGGAUUUUCUUGUCCAGUUUCAUUGUAUCCCAAAAUAUUGCUGCAGAAAACGUGGAAUUUGAAAUUAGGAUGGGAUACUGAAGUACCUGAUGAUAUCAAAAUCUGUUUCCUGAGCUGGAUAAAAGAUAUUCCGUUCCUUUUGGAUCUCAAGAUUCCACGAUGGUUAGUUACAUCUGACGCAGUCCAUGAACGAUGGACUCUUCACGUAUUUUGCGAUGCCUCAGGAAAUUCGUAUGCAACUGCAAUUUUUCUAAGAUCUGAAUCGAGUAGGGGAGUGGAAGUACAGUUGAUUCAAGCAAAAUCCCGAGUUGCUCCUAUUAAACAAAUGACAAUCCCUCGAUUGGAACUUUUAGCUGCUACGAUUGGAGCAAGAUUGUCAAAAAUGGUAUCUGAAAACCUUCCGGUCGAUAUACCUGUUUACUGGUGGUCUGAUUCAUCUACGGUUCUAGCUUGGAUCAAGAGAGAUGAUAACUGGAAACCCUUCAUAUGGAAUCGAGUGAAAGAAAUUCGUAAUUUAACGAAUAAGGAAGCGUGGUUUCACGUUCCAGGUCAUUUCAACCCAGCCGACCUUCCUUCUCGUGGAUGUUCUCCGAAGCAAUUAGUUGAGUCGAGAUGGUGGGAGGGUCCGGAAUGGCUAAAAAAAUCCCCUGAACAAUGGCCUUCUCAAAAUUAUUCUGUCGAAGAAGAUGUUAUCAAUACUGAAAAAAGAAAGUGUGUGACUUCUUCAAUGUUGUCUUCAAACCAAUGUUUUUCCUGGUUUUACGAGCGUUUUUCAGGAUUCGAAAAAAUCGUGAGGAUAUUGAGUUGGAUACGAAGAUUCAUUUUCAACUCUCUUAACCGAAAUGAAAAGAAAAUAGGUCCAUUGUCACUGGCAGAGCUGAUUUCGUCCGAAAACUGCAUCAUAAAGUUUAUUCAAGAAGAGGCAUUUGAGGGACUGAAUGAUCCCAAACUGAAAACUUUAUGUCCUUUUAUUGAUAAUGAUGGAAUAAUACGACUUUCAACGAAAAUUUCUGCACGAGAAGAUUCGCGAGAUUUCCGUUUCCCAGCCGUUUUACCCAGCAAGCAUCCAGUAGUCGAUAAAAUUGCUCAUGAACAACAUGUGAAAGCUUCCCAUGUUGGUGUACAGGGCCUGCUGAGUCUAUUGAGAGAAAGAUUUUGGAUACUUAAAGGAAGAAAAACACUUAGAUCAAUCGUUACAAAAUGUGUUGUAUGCAGACGAUACAAUGGAAAAUCAUCCGAAGUUUCACCGAUACCUUUGCCAAGAGAUAGAGUGAGAGAUGCAAAUGUAUUCGAAGUCGCAGGUGUAGAUCUUGCCGGUCCACUCUAUAUUCGAUCAGGUGAAAAGGUUUGGAUUUGUCUUUUCACAUGUGCGGUAUACAGGGCUGUACAUUUGGAACUAUUAUCCUCACUCUCCACUGACAUAUUUCUUCAGUCUUUCCGAAGAUUUGUAGCCAGGCGAGGAAGACCUUCCAUUAUUUAUAGUGAUAACGGAACAAAUUUUGUCGGAACUGAUAAUGCUUUCAGACAUUUGGACUGGAAUGAGAUAAUUACCUAUAGUUCAGCCCAACGAAUCGAAUGGAAAUUCAAUCCUCCAACUGCUGCAUGGUGGGGCGGUUGGUGGGAGAGAUUAAUAAGAAUCGUCAAAGAUCUUUUACGUAAAGUCCUAGGUAAGUCAUCUUUAACAUACGAAGAGCUUUAUACAAUUGUUUGUGACACCGAAUCAGUGGUUAAUUCCCGACCAUUGACUUAUUUCCAUGAAGAUAGUAGAGAUUUGGUUCCGUUGACACCUGCUAUGUUCUUACGUGAAAUUCAAGAAGUUGGUGUACCAGAUGUGGAUGCAACUGAAGCCACUGAUCUCAGGAAACAUUUGAAGUAUAGACUCAAACUGAAAGAAGAUUUGCGAAGAAGAUUUCGAACAGAAUAUCUAGGAGAAUUAAAAUUAUUUUCGAAGGGUAACAAUGUCAAAGAGAUCAAAUUGGGAGAUAUAGUUUUAGUUGGAUUGGACAACAUAAAACGAUUGGAUUGGCCACUGGCUCGAAUAGAAGAAAUGAUUCCAGGGCGAGAUGGUAAAAUUCGAGUAGUUCGCUUGAAAACAGCUACGGGGUCAUUAUUGAGACCAGUGCAAAGAAUUUAUCCCCUAGAAAUCAAUAGUCGGGAUAACGAAAUAGAUUUCCAUGCUCUAAACAAAAUAGGACAAGAAAAAGUGAAAGAAGAGAAAGAAACGAAAAGGGACAGAGAACCAGAAGAACAGAAAAAUGAAAAAGAUGACAAACCCGCACAUGAGAAAAAACCUGUGGUCACAAGAUAUGGGAGAAUUGUCAAACCCCCAUCGAAGUAUACAGGGUGA